Messenger RNA from Macrosteles quadrilineatus (aster leafhopper), 5726 nucleotides. RefSeq names its product apoptotic protease-activating factor 1-like. Bases 91 to 4068 code for a protein of 1325 amino acids. The transcript has 24 exons. Gene Ontology annotation, molecular function: protein binding; ADP binding. The record is from RefSeq and is a predicted model, not a curated record. NCBI's taxonomy places the organism in Eukaryota, Metazoa, Arthropoda, Insecta, Hemiptera, Cicadellidae.
CCAUGAAUUUGUUUACUGUUUUUAUCUUUGUUUAAUGUUUUGAGUUAAUAUCUUAUAGGCCUAUUUAACUUCAUUUGACAAGUUUUCAACAUGGAUGGCUUCAUCAAGCGCAAUGUUUUGAUAAGGCAUAGUGAUAUUAUUAUUAAGGAUUUGCAUGGUGAUGUCAUAGAAACUCUAAAAGACCAAGGUGUAAUAUCUCCUGAAGAGUUUGAGCAAAUAAAUUCCCUGAGAAAACAGGAAGAAAGAAAUAAGAAAUUUCUAAAUAUUUUAUGCACUAAACCAGAAGGGUUUAAUCCAUUUUUGGAUUCUUUGAAAGACUGGUAUUCGUGGAUUGAAGAGAGGUUGAGAAAUACAUUGACAGCAAGACCUGCAAAUUUGAAUGAAGCCUUAGCUUUCGGCAAAGUUCCAGCCAAACCUCUCAUCAAUGUGUCCAGAGUUGAUCUGCUUCGUGAUGUGAGAAAUGCUUUGACAAACCUCAACAAAGGCGACUACGUAGUGUUACAUGGAAUGAGCGGCUGUGGAAAGUCUUCUUUGGCUGCAGAGGCGCUACAUGAUGAAAUACUUCUUAAACAUUUUCAGGGUAGAGUAGUAUGGCUGAGUUGCGGACACGACGUAAAAGACGACGAAAAUGAAGUUCUAGCGCUUCAAAUUGAGCUGAAUGCAGCCAUAUGUGACGAAGAGCUUGUAAAUGACGUAAAGACAGCUACAAUCAAAUCUCUCCGGAUGAAUUUGCAGAGGAGGUUUCUACGAUCUGACUUCAUCGAUGGGCUUGUGGUACUGGACGACGUUAACUCGUACCAUGUGAUCGAAGCAUUGCACAUCGGCUGUAAAACCCUGGUGACAUCCAUUGACAAGGAUGUUAUGAAGUCUUAUUUCAGCCGCUGCAAAUUCAUACACGUGAGCGAGAGUUUCAAAGAGGAAGAGACGAUGGAGUACUUGGCCAAGUGUGUGAAUGUGCCUGUGAAGCAGCUGCCUGCUCAAGCAUCGAAGAUCCAUAGAUAUGGCAAAGGUCAUCCGUUGAUCAUGUCCCUGAUCGGUGCUCAUCUAAAAGAUCACUGUGACGAAUCCCAAAGUCAAGAACGCAAUUGGCAAGACUGGCUCGAUGUUCUACGCAAGAAGGAGUUUGAAGAGUUGAAACGGCGAAGUUUUAACAGCGAACCACUUCUACCGCAAACAAUUGAAAUUUGCAUCGAGAAUCUGGUGCCACAGUUGAGAGAUUUGUAUCAAGACUUUGCUCUGUUUGUGGAAGAUGUCAACAUUAAAAUAGAGGUACUGGAAACUCUAUGGAAUUUGCCUAAGAAAGAAGUAAGAAAGAUCAUGAAUGAGUUUUAUACAAAAUCACUGGUGGUUAGGAAAUACAACGAGGCACAGGGCUCUUACGUUUACGGGAUUCACGACCUCUUGCGCUUCUUCCUCAGACGACGGUUGGACGAAGAUUCUCUUAAGAAUCUACACGUCAAGCUAAUUGACAGAUACAAAGAAGUUUGUAAAGGCGAUUUGUCCAAACUGCCUUUGAACGACAACUACAUCUACUUCUACAUCGGCUACCAUAUUGCCAAUUCUAAACAAUACACCAUGUUCCAAGAUUUGUACUUCAAUUUGGACUUCAUCGAAGCCAAGUUGAAAGUAGCAGGGCCUGGGGAUUUACUUUUGGACUACAAACGUUACAAUUGUCAUUUUGUCGAUGGCCUCCCCGAAUCGUCUGCGUCACUCGUCUCUAAAAGAUUGUCGGACUUUGUGAGAUUUGUAGAGACCGCGGGACUGGACGUCAAACGUAACAACAAGGGCCCGGACAUUGUACAACUAGGACUGCAAGAACCUCAUGAAAGCGAUGUUUACAAAGCUGCUCUUCGAUUGGUCCAGUCACGACCGAACAAAACUUAUCUGCGUUUCCAGUUGGGUCCGUCUAAGAGCAAGGCAGCGCCUCACACAAUACAAACUAAAGACCGAGUCUCAUCAGCUUGUUUCUCUCUCAACAAGAAUCUCAUCGUGGCCUUUGAGUCGGGAACAAUUCAGAUUUUGAACGAGAGAGGUCACAAGUUGCGAGAGUAUGAAGGCCACCCCAGUGCAGUGACUAGACUGGAUGUUUCAGCUCAGACAAACAUAUUUCUGUCAAUGUCCAGUCAUCAUGUGAGCCUCUGGCGGUUACCUGAGUUGGAUUUCAGUGUCUCGGUUAGCGGAGAGUCAGCUAACAAAGGCACAGGUGACCGAUCACCUUCUCCGAGUCAGAGACAAGACAACUUUGCCGAGCUGUUUGCGUGCAACACUCCGGACAAACGCAAGGCUUGGUUCACCAUUGCGUACAAGAGCCAAGUACAGUGGGCCUGCUUCGCACCUAACGGCACCAACUUUGCCGUAUGCUGCUCACAGAACAAAGUGGAGAUUUACAAGCCUGAAAAACUAAACAGCCAGGCACAACACAUUUGGGUCGUUUCGCAGACUAUCCAAUGUUCUAGUGUACCCAGUACCUGUGUAUUUUCCUCCGAUGGAAGUUUCAUCACUAUAGGAAGCGCUAUCGGAUGUUGGUUUAUGCUUCACCUACUUAGUGAGAGGACUACAAAACGAAGCGUCUUCUUGUCUUACCCUAUACUGAUGUUGUUCGCUCUUCCAGGGAUUAAAUUUGGGGUUCUGACCAAAGUCAAUCUAAGUGUAUGGGACUAUGCGGAUGUAGAGCAAACCGAUGCUGAUAACAAAGUACCUGUCCCUUGCUUAAAGGACUAUGCCAAGGGGGAGAGCGAGUUGUACACGAGAUGUGCCGCAGCCUCAGACGGGUCUGUGGUCGCCGUAGCAACCAGUAAAAGUAAGAUCCUCAUCUGUGACCUAAACAACGGAGAUGUCAUACGGGAGAUUCACGAAUCUACUGGGAACAUAAAAUACUUGGCAAUGGACGAGACCGAAGACCGCAGAUUGUUGGCUUGUUACGACGACUCUACAGUGAGAUUGUGGAAACUUGGACAGAUUCACGUUGACAGACGAGCGACCAUGAGAAGUAACUUUGUGGUUGCUUGGACACAGAACGGCCAGUCUGCUGGUUGUGUGCUGGUCGCUCCCACGCUCAAGUCUUGUGUUAAGAAAAUCACGAACCUGAAGGAGAGCGAGUAUUUGCCGGUGCCGGUGAGUGGCGACAUAAACAUCUGUGGAAUAUCAGACUGCGGACAGUACGUGGCCAUCGGGGCUCCCUCGGGUCAGGUGUUCUUGGACAGGGAAGGCUACAUGGAACAACUGCUGACGGUGGAUGGCACAGACAGCAUCGUCAAGCUUGGCGUGAAGAACAUCGGAGGGAGGGUCUACGUCAUUGUCGGACUCAGGAGAACGAUCCUAGUUUGGUCAGGAGAAGACUCUGAACAAAACAAAAAGACAAAAACGACACACUGUUGUAAAGAAAAGUCAGUUUACAAAAAAGUGAAGAAGAAUUUGCAGUUUGAUCUCUCUGACCGAUUGGUUGAAUUCUUCAUUUUACCUUCCAAGGAACUAAUCACAGUCUCUAGGAAAGGGAUGAUCAAGACCUGGUGUCUAAGGAUGGGCAGGAGUUCAAUUAUUUGCCACGGAAAGUUGGACAAUACAGUAGAACUGUGUGAAGCAGACUUAAGUUCCGACAUGUUGGUAACCUUGAAUUGUUGCCCUCUAAAUGCGAGUGUCAACUUCUACAUCAUAGCUGACAAUAAACCAGAGCCACGCCGCUUUUUGCUAGAGAAAGGUGUACCAUCUAGCUGUAGCUUCUCUAGCGACGGGACAAAACUGGCGGUUGGACUGUCAAACGGGGUAAUACGGUUGUGGGACAUGUUGACACUAGAGGAUACAUCAGUGAACACAGGAGACGAGGCGAUCAAAAGUAUUUGUGUUUCUCGGACUGGUGUCAUUGGUGCAGCCACGACGUCCAGGGUGUUGCUGGUGACCUCAACAGGGGCCGUAGGUCAAGCGAGGCUGAGAGUGACCAAGGUGGUCAUGUGUCCAGACAACGAUACAAUCAUCACAGUCGACGUCGACGGACAUUUGCACCUCAUUGAUCAGUUCAACUCUUCCAACUUCAAUCCAAUGCAACGUUUGAGCAGACAGUUCUCUACUUGACCCUGAUUUGGAUGUAGAUUUGUACUUAGAGAAGAACCAAGGCUGAUGUGCAACUAACCAUAAUUUGGGUGCAUUUAUAUUUAUUGAUACCAUCACAUUUCUUUUACCUUAAUAGUGCCUUUAUAAAGGCAUGAUUAAAAUAAAGAGUAUAGUAUAACUCCAAUUAUCCGAACACCAAUCAUCCGAAUCCCUUAUUAUCCAAAUUACUUAUACAAAUAAUUUAAAACCAUAGUAAUAAGAAUUGUUAUUAAAGAAGGCAGGAGCCGUGAUUGCGGCAAAAUCCAAAACCUGUCUCGCGAUCGUUAUAACACCAUCAUCGUCUCCUGCAGUCACGUAAACAUCGUCAUCGUUAUUUGCAAAUCCCGGCAAAAUGAUAUACUGAACAUAUCCCACAGUUGUGUAGAAACUGUCUUCGUCUCCCCUGGUCACAGUAACAUCGUCAGAGUUUUUUUUUCGGUCGCAGAAAAAUUAUAAAUAUGUCCCACGGUCAUUUGGACACCAUCAUUGUCCCCAUGGUACCAAUAACAUCGUCAUAGUUUUUGCGAUCGUGUCAAAAUGUUAAAUAUAUCCCAUGGUUAUAUAGACACCAUCAUUGUUCCCGUGGUCACAAAAAUAUUGUCAUCGUUUUUGUGCUCGUGACCAAUUAACAUAUUUCACAGUCGUGUAGGAAUUAUCUUUGUCUCCUGCGAUAACAAUGACAUCAUCAUCAGUUUUCGCUAUCGCAACAAAAUGUUCAAUAUAUCCAAGGGUCAUGUAGACACCAUCAUCGAUUCCCGCGGUCACGAAAAAGCGUAAUCGUACUGCGCAAUUGUGACGAAAGCAUUAUUUUUCCGAUCACGGCAGUAAAAGCACGGCAUGAUUCGGCGCAUUUUCUAAAAAAACUCUGAAUUUUGGUAAAAAUCCAACCAUCUAAAUGGGGUCCGGUCCCAAUUGAUUUGGAUAAUUGGAGUUCUAGUGUAGUAUAAGAUAGUAGACCAGUAGACCUAUUAUUCAAUAUACAAUUUGUUUAUGCUUUUAUUCAACUAUGUCUUGACUACUAUUGCCUAUUACUUUGGCUGUUGAUGUGUAACACCAUUCAUUGAGGAAAUUAAUUUCGAAAACUAGGACAGACUAUAUGACAUUUGUUUGAGGUAGGCCUAUUUUCAAAAGUAUUACUUUACUACUUUAAAAUUUACCAACAUUUAAUUUUUAAGUUUUAUUGAAAAAUCAACCUUUUAUUUAUUAGUGAGCUUCGUUACCCACAAUGUAUUAAGUAUUUUGAGUAAACUAGUAAGUGUAUUUUAUUAUAAUAUUUUCCUUAUUGUAAACAGUGUACAUUAUUUUGAUUCUGUGUAAACUAUCUGGGUCUCCAAGAAUGGAAUAUUUUGUACAAUAACGUUGACGAUUGCCGUAACAUUAAACAAAAUAAUCAUGUAUUAAAAUUUUAAUUAGUAAAAUGUACUAAUGAACAAUUUAUGUGCUAUAGGGCUCUUUACAUGUUAAGAUAUUUAUAUUUUUUGUAGAAGUUUUACAUUACAGUAGUUAGCUCAAAAAGUCAUUGAUGACAAGUUGCGUGUGCAAUUAAUAUUGUGAUAGAAAUAUGUUCACGUAUCAAUUAAUUAUGCAUUUACUAGGGUAAGUAAAAUAUUGUUAUUAUGUUAUUACAAGACUAUUUAGUA